This is a messenger RNA of Thalassophryne amazonica, 723 nucleotides long. It is a transcript of the gene mgst3a, whose product is annotated as microsomal glutathione S-transferase 3a. NCBI's taxonomy places the organism in Eukaryota, Metazoa, Chordata, Actinopteri, Batrachoidiformes, Batrachoididae. Gene Ontology annotation, molecular function: glutathione transferase activity; glutathione peroxidase activity. Gene Ontology annotation, cellular component: endoplasmic reticulum; membrane; nuclear envelope. The record is from RefSeq and is a predicted model, not a curated record.
UGCUAAUAUUAAUGUUACAUAAUUCUCGGAGUUCUCGGGCAUCUUGACGAGUAUCUCGACGAUUUUAAGUGUCGGUUCAUUUUUGAGUGUUGGAGAUGGUUGUUCUGUCCAAAGAGUACGGCUAUGUGGUGUUCACGGGUGUAGCCAGCAUGGUGAUGAUUGGCCACCUGGCUUACCAAGUGGUCAAAGCUCGCAAGAAGUACAAAGUUGAUUAUCCCAAAAUGUACAGUGACGACCCAGAAACUGGGAAUAUCUUCAACUGUAUCCAGCGUGCACAUCAGAACACGCUGGAGAUUUACCCCACCUUCUUUCUGCCUGCUGUUGGCGGUUUGCACGCUCCUCGCCUUAUCAGUGGACUUGGAGUUGUGUGGAUUGUAAGCAGGGUGGUUUAUGCAUAUGGAUACUACACCGGAGACCCUAAGAAGAGAAUGCGGGGAGCCUUUGGGAAUCUGGCUGUGUUCGGCAUGAUGCUUACCACCCUCUGCUUUGGCCGGAACCUGCUGGGCUGGACGGUACCACUGAGGCAUUUCGGUUGUGUGACUGUUAAGCAGAACCCAUAACCUUUGAACUGAGCAUGGAGAGCACUUGCUCAUGGGAUCACAUUAUAUUCAAUGGCAGCACAUGUCAGCUGUGUACCACACAGAACGUGCACUCACCUCUGACCAGUUUGUUUGAAGUAGAUGAUUGUGAAGUGACCAAACCAGUUCUCCAGCAGCAAGAUGU